UAUAUAAAUAAUUCCACUUGCAGUUUGGUUUCAUCAACUCUUUUGUAUUUUACAUAGACAGUCAUGAAAAGCCUAGAGCCACUCCUUAAUCUACAACACCUGUGUGUUAAUGAAAAAGCUAACGACUCGUCUGUCGAGUCAACUCAGAAAACAGAAUUGUUCACCACGCCGCUGAGUCUUGAUGAGGUGGAGGUGAUUUUGGGUUACGAGUUUAAGAACAAACAGUUGUUGGAAGAAGCUUUUACGCAUGCUUCGCUUGGUGAGGGCUUCUCUAACGAGAGGUUAGAGUACGUCGGCGAUUCCGUUCUUAAUCUACUUUUUACAAAAGAGCAGUACUUUGAGUACCCUGAUUUGUCGCCGGGGGUUUUGACUAGACUUCGAGCGGCUAAUGUAGACUCCGAUAAGCUUGCUCGUGUCGCCGUUAAACAUGGAUUUCAUCGGUUUUUGCGUCAUAAGAAACCUCUUCUUGAGGAUCAAAUUCGACAAUUUUCUGAAGAAAUACAGCGGUUUCCUUUGCAUUCAAAUGGACUGGUUGAUGUGCCAAAGGCAUUAGCCGAUCUUGUUGAAUCUAUAAUUGGGGCUGUUUUUAUCGACAGUAAUUCCUCCAUUGAUAUUGUUUGGAAGGUGUUCAAGGAUUUGUUGGAACCCAUAAUCAGGCGCGAAACGUUAAAAAUACAUCCAGUAACCCAAUUGUAUGAAAUGUGCCAAAAGAAAAAUUUAAAAGUAAAAUUUGUAGAUUUAUGGAAAGAGAGCACAACAUUCGAUGUAUUCGUAGAUGACCAAUUUGUAGGAAGAGGUUCAUGUAGUCUUAAGAAGGAAAUUGCUCAUAAUAGAGCUGCUAAAGAUGCUUUGGAUAAUAUUGUGAGAAUCUUGGAUAAGAAAGAUAUGUAGUAGAUUUGAUUGAUAAUACGUGUAUUGUGUAUUUUUUUUUUUUUUACAAUUAUAUGAAUGAUAUCUAGAUCCUUUUAUGUA
This is a messenger RNA of Gossypium arboreum, 972 nucleotides long. Its product is annotated as ribonuclease 3-like protein 3. Gene Ontology annotation, cellular component: cytoplasm; nucleus. The transcript has 3 exons. Bases 64 to 891 code for a protein of 275 amino acids. The record is from RefSeq and is a predicted model, not a curated record. Gene Ontology annotation, molecular function: ribonuclease III activity; RNA binding. Gene Ontology annotation, biological process: siRNA processing. NCBI's taxonomy places the organism in Eukaryota, Viridiplantae, Streptophyta, Magnoliopsida, Malvales, Malvaceae.